AAAUUUCUGUUCUAUUCAACUCAACUGAGAAUUUGAAAAUGUGUCAUAUCAUUCAGGUGAUCCUAUUCAAAUUAAAAACAUAACUAUGCAAGUAUAUUAUAGGGUCUUAAUUUGCACGAAAAAAAACAAACUUUUGUUAAGUCAAUACCUUGGAGUAGGCUAUGCUGUUCUUCCUUCAAAUUCUACUACUUGGUUUUUCAAUACUUAUUGCCAGCUCUAAAACAAAUGUAAAUCAAUCAUCGCUUCAAGGCGGCGACUCAAGAGCUUUCAAUAAUAAAAAUUCAAAUUCUUCCACAAUUAAAAAUUAUUGUAAUCCUUCCUUCAACAUUUUCAAAAAUGAUAAUUUCUCCCAGGUCUGUUUUAACAAUGUGAAUGAUGAUAGCAACUCAUUGGAAGGAAAACAUACAAAUUAUUACGCUCCGCCACUUACAAACACUUCUAGCCAAGAGUCUACACUCUUGGAAAGUAAUAAUGUGAUUAAGGAAUUAAUCAGAAGAAAUGCAGACGAUAAAAAGUUUCCUAGCUUUUUCAAGGGUAAUUUUUACGAGAACAGAGAAGGAAGUAAAAAUUUGUUUAUAGAUGAGGAGAGACUUGAAAGUGAGAUGAAUGAAAAAAGUCUUCAAGGGCUGGCAUCAAAAAGGUUUGAUGAAAAUAGAAAUUUUGAAUCUCGUUUACAAACUUACCAUAUGCCAUAUACUAAUAGCUACAAUCUAAAUCAUCAGAAUGAUCCAAGAUUUAUUGUAAGAAGCAGAAAUUUGAAUAUGGAUGAUUAUAAUCAAUUUUUAAAUCACUUAAAGUAUCACUCUAUGCCUUAUGACGGUACUGAAAAUAGUUCUAAUUUUUCUCAUGAUGACCCUGAAGAGAACUCCAUGAAAAUUCAAUUUAACUUGAAUGUGGGCCCACAUUCCCUUACACCUUUGCAGAUGAAACAACAAGGUGACAUAUUGUUGAGAGACUUGGAUGAAAAAAUUGGGCCCAAGAGAAAUGAUAUCCAGAAAAAUUCUCAAAUCUCGUAUACCGGUAAUGAUAGUGACGACGGCAACAUAAAUGGGUUUAUUACAGAUGAGAAAACAAUAAUGGAUCUCAAACCAUCAGAUCACAAGACUUAUGGAGAUGUCCUUCAUGACACAUAUGAUGCUGUAUCCUUUGUUCCGCAUGUUUCAGAUGAUUUUAGAAAAGUGAAUUAUAACAGGGAAAUGAACAUAAAAGACAAGAAUACCAACAUCGAUAUUAAAUCGAUGCCUUUUGAUAUUAAAUCUGAUAACAAUGUAUCCAGCUGCAACAUAAAUAGUAGUGGUAUGACUUAUGAUUUUAAUAAGUUGAGUGACCUCUAUCAGAAUUUGAAUAGAUUCCAUAAUUUUCCAAGUGAUGCUUUAAAGUUUCAUGGAAGAUUAUACGAAAAUGACAGAAAUAAUGAUAGGACUUUCAAUGAAGACAAUUUGCCCACAAAACCGAUACCAUGUUUUGUCCCAAAGAGAACUGGAAGGAAAAGGUUCAAAUUGAAUAAUCCUCAUCCACAGACCGAUGAACGUAAUAGAAAAAUCACUCUACAAAAUGUAAAAUAAAAUUUAAUUAACCUUAUCGUACAUUUUUUCUUUUAGUCAAGGAUAAUUGUUUUAUCUUGAAAAUAUGAAGUAUGAAAUUUCUGCUUGUAAACAUUUAUUUCUUCAUACGAAUAUGAUCCAAACACUGGAGAAGC
Messenger RNA from Nilaparvata lugens (brown planthopper), 1699 nucleotides. RefSeq lists its product as uncharacterized. The record is from RefSeq and is a predicted model, not a curated record. The coding region runs from base 162 to 1565 and encodes 467 amino acids. Lineage: Eukaryota; Metazoa; Arthropoda; Insecta; Hemiptera; Delphacidae. The transcript is spliced from 2 exons.